AUUAUCAUAAUCAGCAUCAGUGAAAUAGUACUACUGUAUAAUAUAUUCUGUAAAAUAUAUUUCUCCCGAUGAGUGACCUGACGGUUUAAUUUAUGCACUUAUUUCUACAAAAAAAAAACUAAAAAAAGAGAUGUGACGCCUAUGGGUUGUUGUUGUACGAUAUUAAUUUCUUAUAAAACUUGUGAAUUCCGUCUGGUAAAUCUCUGUGACAAGUAAUAAUUCUAAAUUGGUUUUUGUAAACAAACAAUACAAUGAAGAAACAAUUAUUAACCUUUCUAGUUUUAUUGUGUUCGUGUUUGAAAGUGAUUGCCCAAGGUGGCGAUAAAUGUACAUUAAAAGGUUCACUCAAAUCGGGUAUUUGUAAAAUAAUUACAGAUUGUCCAACUGCAGUGGAAGAAGCAAAAUUAGGAAUUGAACAAACGUUGUGCGGAUAUGCAGACGACUUAAUUACGGCCAUUGUAUGUUGCGAAGAAAAGAGAAUCGUUGACGAUAAUUUGGAUAAACAACAACAAAAGAGAAUAAGCCAAGAAAAAUGUGAAGAAUAUAAUAGACCGGUUACAGCCGUCGUCGGUGUUUUACCGCUAAUUUCGGAUGCGGUUCCUAUUACAAUAAAAAAUCCCAAAUGCGAUUAUAACGUAAAACCUUUAAUAGUAGGUGGUGAACCAGCGGAACCGGGAGAAUUCCCUUUCAUGGCUCUUGUAGGAUUUAAUGCCACAUCUGAACCUUGGAGAUGUGGGGGAACUCUAAUAAGUAAUAGAUUCAUCGUAACUGCCGCUCACUGUACUUUUACUACUGACGCCGGCAAGCCAACAGUAGUUCGUCUCGGCGAACUAGAUUUGUCAUCGGAAAAUGACGGUUCUCAAUAUAAAGAUUAUCCUUUAAGAAGAAUAAUAAUCCAUCCUAAUUAUUCGCCUCCUUCCAAAUAUAACGAUAUCGCUCUACUAGAAACUCGAGACGAAGUAAUAUUUACGCGAUUUAUUCGACCGGCGUGUUUAAAUUUAAACAGCGAUAUACAAAACGGUAAGGCUAUAGCCACCGGUUGGGGAAGAACCGAUUUUGCCGCCGAUAACAGCGAGAAACUUAUGAAAGUCACGUUAAACGUUUAUACAAACGAAAGAUGUAAGACGACUUUUCCGAGCGAUGUAUCUCUACCGAGGGGAAUAGCGUCUUCGAUGGUAUGCGCUGGAGAUCUUAAAGGCGGAAAAGAUACAUGUUAUGGAGAUUCCGGCGGUCCACUCGUAGUUACCAAAACUGGAAAUAUGUGCUAUUUUUAUUUGAUAGGAAUAACAUCGUUUGGAAAAUUGUGCGGAUUUAGUAAUACACCUGCCAUUUAUACUAGAGUAUCAGAAUAUAUACCAUGGAUUGAAAAUAUCGUUUGGUAGAUAUUUUUGUACCAAUAUUUUUCUUGAUAAAAUACUAGUUUUAACAUUUUUACUGCUUAUUUAAAAAAGACAUUUUUUGUAGCUUUGACUUUUAUAAAUAAAGUUUAAAUUAUUCACAUUUUAUGAUUCCUAAAAAAAUACGCUGAA
Messenger RNA from Diorhabda sublineata, 1529 nucleotides. RefSeq names its product venom protease-like. NCBI's taxonomy places the organism in Eukaryota, Metazoa, Arthropoda, Insecta, Coleoptera, Chrysomelidae. Gene Ontology annotation, molecular function: serine-type endopeptidase activity. The transcript has 7 exons. The coding region runs from base 252 to 1382 and encodes 376 amino acids. The record is from RefSeq and is a predicted model, not a curated record. Gene Ontology annotation, biological process: proteolysis.